CACUUCCAUCCAUCUUCUUCUAUACCGAAAAUUUCGAACUCUCAAUCCCUUCAUUUCUAGGGUUUCUGCAUGGCAUCUUCCGAAGAAGAAGGCGAAAUCAUCCCCGUUUGUGUCACAAACUACCUACUUGUGAACGAUCGUAACGCGCCGACUUCAUUUUCACAGUUACCGCUUCAUUGGAGUGAUCAGGAGAACCUAAUCGACAAGAACAGAAACUCAUCGGUUGUGUAUUUGCGCGGAACUACUGACGGAGGGCUUCAACCGGUCUACAAGGAGGUGAUCGCUUGGAAGUUGGAACUUUCUCAUAUAGUGCCGCCUAAAAUAUACGUGCUUUCGAAGGGGAAAACAUGGAUACAGCUUCAGGAACCGAAGAAUAUGUACAAAGAUGUCAUUAAGACUUUUUUGAUCGUGGUUCGGUGUCUCCAUUUUGCGAAGAGGAAUGCAGGUGCAAGUAGAGAUCAGAUUUCGAGUCAUUUGGUGAAAACCUUGAGAUCGGAUGAUGUGAUUGAACCUGUAGAGAAGUAUCUCUCUGCUCACUUGCCGUUAAUACAGAGUGCAGUGGCUAAAGACAAGGAUUUGGCAAAAUCAAAGUAUCUUAAAACGUUUCUUAUGGAGAUUGAGAAUCCUGGGAGAAGAGAAUACCUUCAUGAGGAGAAUCAAACAAAAACCAAGUCCAAGUUCAUAGUUUCUGAUGAUGAAGAGUUAGAGGAUAAUGAUGAUGAAUCCGAUGAUGAAGAUGAAGUACUAUUUGAUUCUGUUUGUGCAUACUGCGACAAUGGUGGUGAUGUUCUCCCUUGUGAAGGUCAAUGUAUGCGAUCUUUCCAUCCAACCAUAGAUACAGGAGUAGAGACUUCUUGUGAGUCUCUUGGCUUUGCAAAUGCAGCUGAAUAUGAGGCAAUUCCAACUUUUCUUUGUGGCAACUGUAAACACAAGAAGCAUCAAUGCUUUGUUUGUGGAAAUUUGGGUUCUUCUGAUAAGUCUUCUUCUACUGUUGAGGUGUUCCCUUGUGUUUCUGCAACUUGUGGCCACUUUUAUCAUCCUGAAUGUGUUGCAAAGUUGAUCCAUCCAUCUGAUGAAACCCUAGCCAAUCAACUUCAGAGUCAAAUAGCUGCAGGAGAAUCAUUCACUUGCCCUGUUCAUAAAUGUCGUGUUUGUAAGCAAGGAGAAAAUAAAGACAUUCAUGACUUACAAUUUGCAGUUUGUAGACGUUGCCCAAAGGCAUAUCAUAGAAAAUGCUUACCUAGGGCAAUUGGUUUCAAGGCUAGUGAUGAUGGAACAAUCAAACAAAGGGCAUGGGAUGAUCUGUUGCCAAAACGCAUCUUGAUGUAUUGCACGAAGCAUGCUAUUAUUCCAGAUCUUUGGACACCAAAAAGGGAUCAUCUUUUAUUUCCUCGUGUCAUAAGAAAAAGAAAUCAAGAAGGAAGUAGAGUGGUGAUGACAUCUGUAAAGAGCAAAGCUUUUGGAAACCUCUCAAAGAGUGACACUGACACUUCAAACAUGCCAAAAGUUGUUGAAAAGCUGGAUAAAAAUAACACCUUCACUUAUGGUGAUAAAAAUAAAAUAUUGGAGAAAGGUAAGUCUUCCACCAUGGAAGAAAAGAGAUCUUGUGUUGUGAACAGUCAUUCUGCCAUUGGUCAAAGCAAGUCAACACAAAAAGAUAUGCAAAGAGAACAAGUUUUUGCUUCUAAGCCAAUGAAGAAGAUAAUAGUGGAUACACCUCCUGUAGUAGAUAAUGAUAUGAAAACAAGGAUUUUGAAAAUAAUCAAAGACUCAACAUCUUCAUUUGAUGUUGAAGAAUUUGUAACGGAGAAGAAAAGGAAAUGCACUCAUCAAAUAUACACCCCACAAACAGGGUUAGAUAAGACCAUUACCAUGGGAAAAGUGGAAGCUUCUGUAAAGGCAGUGCGAACAGCCUUAAAGAAAUUGGAGGAUGGGGGUAGUGUUGAGGAUGCAAAAGCUGUUUGUGAACCAAAUGUUUUAAAUCAGCUCACAAAAUGGAAGGAAAAGUUGCAUGUUUUUCUUGCUCCUUUUCUCAUUGGAGCACGUUACACCUCUUUUGGACGCCAUUUUACAAAAGUUGACAAACUUAAGGAGAUAGUUGAGAGACUCCAUUGGUAUGUAGACGAUGGUGAUACAAUAGUGGACUUUUGCUGUGGUUCAAAUGAUUUCAGUUGCUUCAUGAAAGAAAAACUCGAUAGCAUGGGAAAGACUAGUUGUUCAUACAAGAACUAUGACCUCAUCACACCAAAGAACACAUUCAAUUUUGAAAAGAGAGAUUGGUUUAGUGUCCCUGUUGAAGAUCUACCUGACGGGUCUCGUUUGGUAAUGGGAUUAAAUCCUCCAUUUGGAGUCCAAGCUUCUCUUGCUAACAAAUUUAUCAACCAUGCUCUCAAGUUCAAACCAAAGCUUCUCAUCCUUAUUGUUCCAAAAGAAACCAAAAGGCUUGACAAAAAAUGGCAUCCGUAUGAUUUAAUCUGGGAGGAAGAGCAUAUGCUUUCUGGCAAGUCGUUUUACCUACCGGGAUCAGUAAGUGUUCAAGAGCAGCCAUUAGAUGACUGGAACGUGGUCUCACCACCACUCUCUCUCUGGAGUCAACCCGAAUGGACUUCCAAACACAAAUCAAUAGCCGAAAAACAAAACCACAUUAACCAAACCCAACCCAACUUAAACCACAGAAAACACAAAAAACACAAACAAGAACAAAGAGUCUCGAAUUACCUAAUGGAAGAAACCCAAGACUGUUACAAUGAUUUCUCGAAUAUCAUCAUGACAAACUAUCCGGACAUCUCCAACAUCUUGGAUGAUGUUCCGGAAGCUUCCGGAAACAUAGCAUCGGAUACUUCUGGAACCGGAACUCAUUAUGAUGACCUCUCUGACAUGGAUCUUGGAAGUCCGUUAGUUUCCCCACAGUUUUAUACAGAUACAACUACGAGUCUUCCUGUUUAUGAAUCGGUUACUGGGUUUCAGAAUCAUGCUUUUUCAACCUACCAUGAUUUUGCUAACUAUGGUGUUGGUCACCCUAUGUACCCAACCAUGCCUCCUCCUACUUUUACUUAUCAAACCGAUACCAACAUUUGGCCAACCAGGUACGUUGCCUCCUGAUUUUAGAAAUUAGAGUAUGUUGUAUAGAAAACGUUAACUUACUAUUAGAUUAUGGAUUCGGGUUUACUUGAUUGUGGUCCAUAUUGGUUUCACGCUAUUUUAGUGCACAAAAAAGUUUUUAUUUUUCUAGUGG
This is a messenger RNA of Lactuca virosa, 3235 nucleotides long. Lineage: Eukaryota; Viridiplantae; Streptophyta; Magnoliopsida; Asterales; Asteraceae. The record is from the annotation of a GenBank genome assembly.